GUCUCUCAAUGUCGCCAUGCCCAAAAGAAAGGCCGAAGGGGAUGCUAAAGGAGAUAAAGCCAAGGUGAAGGACGAGCCACAGAGAAGAUCUGCAAGGUUAUCUGCUAAACCUGCUCCUCCAAAGCCAGAGCCCAAGCCCAAAAAGGCUGCUGCAAAGAAGGGAGAAAAUGUCCCCAGGGGGAAGAAGGGAGAAACUGAUGCCAGUAAGGAUGCAAAUAAUCCUGCAGAAAAUGGAGACGCCAAAACAGACCAGGCACAGAAAGCUGAAGGUGCUGGAGAUGCCAAGUGAUGUGUUUGCAUUUUUGGUAACCGUGUACUUCUGGUGACUGUACAGUUUGAAAUACUA
Meriones unguiculatus (Mongolian gerbil) is the source of this 346-nucleotide messenger RNA. RefSeq names its product non-histone chromosomal protein HMG-17-like. Gene Ontology annotation, biological process: chromatin organization. Gene Ontology annotation, cellular component: chromatin; nucleus. The record is from RefSeq and is a predicted model, not a curated record. NCBI's taxonomy places the organism in Eukaryota, Metazoa, Chordata, Mammalia, Rodentia, Muridae. Gene Ontology annotation, molecular function: nucleosomal DNA binding. The transcript has a single exon. The coding region runs from base 17 to 289 and encodes 90 amino acids.